Messenger RNA from Colletotrichum scovillei, 1572 nucleotides. Its product is annotated as carboxymethylenebutenolidase. The record is from RefSeq and is a predicted model, not a curated record. Gene Ontology annotation, biological process: polyketide metabolic process. Lineage: Eukaryota; Fungi; Ascomycota; Sordariomycetes; Glomerellales; Glomerellaceae. Bases 123 to 1277 code for a protein of 384 amino acids. The transcript is spliced from 4 exons.
CUGGUCAUCAAAGUCGAUGCCGUUCCAUUGGUGCCAAUCGCGAAGUCGCACAUUACAAAAAGGAUCCCCAACUCGUUGAGCAGAGUUUCUACCUCAAAGCUAGACAACACAAUUAGGAAAAGAUGAGCGCCGUGACAAUUCAACCACCACUGUCCCGCCGUGGCCACGGGCCUGGGCUCAUCAUCGUAGUUGAAGAGGGCAUCAACCUAUCCAAACAUGACAAGAUUCUGGACCCGCCUCCAUCGCAGAAAUGGGCAGAGGAAGGAUACGCCGUUGCGCAGAUAGUUGUUGCACCCGGGGCCGCAGACGUUGCUGGUCAGGUUACCUCGGCCAUCAAAAGUCUUAGAGAGCUCGAUAGUUGUGACGACAAGGACAGGCUUGGCGUCAUUUCCCUCAUCAGCAUCCCCUCUUCGGGACUUGUUGACGCCCUAGAAAGCCACUCCGAGAUCAAGGCGGCUGUGUUCUAUAACUUUGGCCAAGCACUCACAAUUCCGACCCUUUCGCAUCUCCCCAAAACCGUGACGGACAGUCCCAAGCCAACCCUUACGGCAAAGAUACACUCCUAUCCUGGAGCAAGCGACUUCUUCGUUGUCCCUAGCCACCCCAACUUCAACGCCAAUGCCGCAGGGCUCGCGCACACCCGCACAUUGACGUUCCUGAAACCCCUUCUCGGCGGGCCGUACUUCGAUCUCGAGGCCGUCUGGGAAGAGCACACCCUCUUCGAGUUUGGCGAGCGCAAUGUCGAAAAAACCAUGGCCACCAUGGUCGAGCAGCCCUAUGUCAACCACAUCCCGACGCUCACCGGUGGCGUGGGCCGUCAAUACCUGACCAGCUUCUACAGAGACCACUUCAUCUUCAACAACCCCGAUGACACCGAGCUCGAGCUGGUCAGCCGUACUGUAGGCAUUGACAGAGUUAUCGAUGAGUUCGUCUUCAAGUGCACCCACAACAGGGUCAUUGACUGGCUGCUCCCUGGUGUUCCGCCAACUGGAAAGCAUCUUUCCAUUCCCUUCACGAGUGUCGUCAACGUACGGGGCGAUCAUCUCCACCAUGAGCACAUCGCCUGGGACCAGGCUACCGCGCUGCGCCAACUUGGCCUCCUGCCCGAGUUCCUGCCGUUCCCCUAUCAGAUCAACGGUAGCGGCCCGGCCUCUGGAAAGAAAUUCGAAUUCAAGCUGCCUGUCGCCGGCGUAGAGUCGGCGCACAAGCUCGUUGAUGAGAGCGCGGUGGAGUCGAAUGCCAUGUUCGAGUAUGGAACGCGUGAGGUCGAUGCCUAGCUGGAUUGGUCCAGGAUGCUGUGACGUCAAGGUACUUCGAGGGCCUAGAUUUCCGGUAGAGAGUCAUGUCUAAGGUACUCUGAUUUUGGCGGGCGGUUUAUUUGUUGAAGCUGACAUCGCUCUUCUGUAUUAGGUUUCUAUUAUGCUCAGUUAUGAUAUGACAAAGUGAACGCUUCUCAUUAUGCAGUCGUCAAGACCCAUUUUCAGACUCGGUUUGAGGCCAUAUGCGAGGAUCCGCUCCGUGAUGAGGACUCGUACUUUGUCGAUGCAGUCGAGUCCUGACGAGACCGGCUCU